AAAUAGUGGCAAUUGUUAUUAUGUAAUAUCUUAAAUAGGUUUUCUUUUUAUCUUUCUCUACAUAGAGAAAGUAGUUCUAAAUGUUGUUUUCGCCAUAACCAACCAGAUUAUAAUGAAAAAAUUUGCAAGCAUUUGGUGAAAUUGUAGCAUCUUACCUUAAUAUAAUGGCUACACAAAGUGAUAGCGUAACUAAUUUCGAUGAAGAUAAUGUAUCCGAGGAUUUGGACACUAAGCAAAAUGAAGAUGCACCAGCUGAUGAUACUCCGUUGACCCGUAAGGAUAAAAUGAAAAUAAUUUUAAGCUCGUACUGGCGUGGUCUUGUAUGUGUUGUAACUCCGAUUAUUUUGAUACCGAUUCUUCUUUCGUUUCCUACUGAGAAAUACCAAUGGUGUGCUUAUACUUUGGUGUUGAUGGCUGUUUAUUGGGUAACUGAAUGUAUCCCAUUACCUGUUACUUCUUUCUUACCGAUAUUCAUAUUCCCUCUCACAGGAGUUAUGAGUACGACUGCUUGCUGUUUGUGUUAUAUGAACGAUACAAUUAUGAUGUUUCUUGGUAGUAUGAUUAUUGCUUAUGCAGUGGAACAAUCUGGCCUUCAUAAGCGCUUGGCUCUCUGCGCUAUUCGUGCUAUUGGUUAUUCGCAUUACAGGCUAUUAUUUGCAAUGUGUUUCAUCACAAUGUUUAUCUCCAUGUGGAUAACAAAUACUGCGGCAACAACUUUGAUGGUUCCUAUUAACUUCGCGGUGCUGAAAGUAUUUGAAGACCAAAACCUACUAACCAUUUAUGACGUAAAUAGUAAUGGUGAAAAAAUUGCAUCGGAUAUAACCACAUGUUAUUUUUGCGCAGCAACUUUUUCAGCUACAAUAGGCGGUAUUGGUACCUUAGUAGGAACGGCCACCAACUUUGUUUUUAAGGGAUUAUUUGCAAAGGCGUAUCCAAAAGCUCCAGAAUAUUUAUCGUUCCCAAAGUUUUCUGCAUUUGCGAUUCCCUACAUGUUACUGAUGGAAGCAGCUAUGUAUAUUUAUCUAAUCGUUGUAUACUUUGGAUUUUUAAGGCCAAAGAGUGAAACGGCUCAAAGCUCGAAGUUGCCAGCCUCAGGCAUUGACGCUGCGAAAAGGGCGGUAAAUGAGGAUUAUGAAAAGUUGGGGAAAAUUACGUAUUGGGAAAUUAGUGUUAUUCUGUUGUUCUCGUUAGCGAUAUCUUUGUUCUUUUGCCGUUCGCCGCAAAUAUUUGUUGGAUGGGGUGAUCAAAUUAAUAACUAUUUUGGAUUGGGAAAUAAUAAAUUUGUUCAAGAUUCGUCUGCAGCAAUGUUGAUUGCUUUUUUGAUGUUUCUUCUGCCCUCAACGUUAGGAUUCUUCAACAAUUGUAAAGCUAAAGAGUAUGGUGACUUCCCAAAAUCAAUACCAUCCGUUCUUCAAUGGAAACCUAUGAACACCAUCUUGCCGUACAGCUUUAUGUUCCUAUUAGGUGGUGGAUUUGCCCUGUCCGAAGCAGCAAAAGAAGAUUACACUGACUUAAAUGGAAAAAUUGGCACAUUUUUGAGAAAUUUCAGACACUUGAGCAACGGAUCCAUACUUUUGCUGAUAAUUAUAUUUACCGUGUUUAUCACUAAUUUUGCAUCCAAUGUUGCUGUAUGUAACGUCAUCGCGCCUAUCGUUAUGCAGUUGGCAAAAGAGAUUCACCAGAAUCCACUAUGGUAUAACAUAGCUGCAGGUUAUUCAGCUUCCUACGCCUUCUGUCUUCCUGUCGGGACUCCGGGGAAUCUCAUAGUUCAGAGUGUUGCGAAUAUUCCUACUGCAAAAAUGAUUAAAGCAGGCCUUGGUCCAACCAUCACUACGAUAAUUCUCACGUGGAUUUUCGUGUAUUUCUGGGCUCCUGUUAUUUGGCCUGAUCUUCACUAUGUUCAAGAUUGGAUGCAAGAUACGAGAAGCAAAUUUAUGUACUAAUGCAUAAA
Molecule: messenger RNA, 1951 nt
Organism: Colias croceus (clouded yellow)
Lineage: Eukaryota; Metazoa; Arthropoda; Insecta; Lepidoptera; Pieridae
Product: protein I'm not dead yet-like
Exons: 15
Coding region: 165-1943 (592 amino acids)
Biological process (GO): monoatomic anion transmembrane transport; citrate transport
Cellular component (GO): membrane
Molecular function (GO): citrate transmembrane transporter activity; succinate transmembrane transporter activity
Source: RefSeq, a predicted model, not a curated record